AUGAGCUACUUCCGCGUCACCCUCCUCCGCUCCGCCAUCGGUCUCCCCCGACGAACAACAGACGUCCUUAAGGCCCUCGGACUUAAAAAGCGCAUGGCGACGGUCUUCCACCCAGUAUCGCCAUCAGUAGCUGGUCAGAUCAUGAAGGUCAAGGAACUUGUGGAGGUUCAAGAAGUCGACAGGCGGCUCACAAAGGAAGAAGUUCGUGCUGAACGGAGGCCGGACCCGGGCUACUAUGUCGAGAAGGCAUCGAAUGAAGAAUUUAGCGAGAAUCGGUCGGCAUAG
Aspergillus lentulus is the source of this 285-nucleotide messenger RNA. Its product is annotated as mitochondrial 54S ribosomal protein uL30m. The record is from RefSeq and is a predicted model, not a curated record. Gene Ontology annotation, biological process: translation. Gene Ontology annotation, cellular component: mitochondrion; large ribosomal subunit. Lineage: Eukaryota; Fungi; Ascomycota; Eurotiomycetes; Eurotiales; Aspergillaceae. Gene Ontology annotation, molecular function: structural constituent of ribosome.